Penaeus vannamei (Pacific white shrimp) is the source of this 1063-nucleotide messenger RNA. The record is from RefSeq and is a predicted model, not a curated record. Lineage: Eukaryota; Metazoa; Arthropoda; Malacostraca; Decapoda; Penaeidae.
CCUAGAUCUGUUAACAUGAACCACAUGCUUUAUUUUGAACACUUACAAGAAUUGCGAUUUAUAGGCUAUGCAUUAAGUUCCCAAUUUACUAUUGCUUACUUAUCUUUCAGGGCUACCCCAGAGAUGAUCAGUUUGCUGAAGAGGAACUCCUGCGGAAAGGCCCUUGAUAUUGCGCGUCAGACCAGAGACAUGCUCGGUGGCAAUGGCAUCUCUGAUGAAUAUCAUAUUAUCCGCCAUGUAAUGAAUCUCGAAGCUGUGAACACAUAUGAAGGGACACACGACAUUCACGCUCUCAUCCUCGGCCGUGCCAUCACUGGACUGCAAGCCUUCAGUGGAAAAUAGAAUUGUAGGGUUUUCACAAUAAUCACGGUGCCUAUAUGGGGUAUAGUCUAUAUUUUUUCAUUGAAAAUGCACAAGGUAUAGAUUGUGAAAUUAACGUUCCCUCAUUUUUAUUGUCUUCUAAGGGAGUGUAGAACAUAUAAGAUAGAUGUUAUUUUAAUUUUAAUGUAAAUAAGAUUUAUUCAAUGAGCAGCAUUAGAGCUCUGAAACUCAAGUUUGCAAUUUUGGCAUUUUACAGAAAUAACUUGGUUAGUUAUUCUAACCCUGUCAUGCUAUAUCGUAGAUGAGAAUAGUAUGAAAAGGUUGUCUGUUUAUAAGAUGAAACAUCAGCAUUAUUGAUUAUUAAAUUUGUUACUUUUCUAUUAAUUGAAUUGACAAGAAUCAUGAAUCUCACAAAAAUAUAUACAGGCCUAGACCUGUAAUUGAGUGCUAUGCAUGAUUUUAUCCAUAUUUUCAUUAUUACUGUUCUUUUUUUUUUACACAUAAAUAAUGUAUGAGAGGGAGUUUAUCUUCAGAUUAUUUUUGUAUUAGCUAAUGUCUCUGUUGCAGCUUUUCAAAAAAUGUAUUGAUAGGGCCUUGUUAUAGAUUAUCCUUCUGUAUGUUAUCUUUGUGAAGGAUAUUGCAUGGUAGAAUGAGUGCUUCCAUGAAUAUCAUACUCAAUGCGUGUGUCAACCUUCGUUUAUCACUAAAGAAAUAUAGAUUUGAAUAUAUGAAUUUCAUAUAC